Molecule: messenger RNA, 2136 nt
Organism: Paramisgurnus dabryanus
Lineage: Eukaryota; Metazoa; Chordata; Actinopteri; Cypriniformes; Cobitidae
Source: RefSeq, a predicted model, not a curated record
AUGGUUGGAGAUUCUCUUACUCUACACACUGAUACUGAAAUAGAGACAGUUGAUUUAAUAGAUUGGAUGUUUGAUGGUAUAGAUCACAUAGCUCAAAUAAAUGUUGAGGCCAAUAUAUUUUCAGUACGUGAUGUUCUUGAUGGGAGAUUUAAAGGCAGACUGAAGCUAAACAAUGAGACUGGAGAUCUCAUCAUCACAAAGAUCACAACUCAACACACUGGACUUUAUCAACUAGAGAUCCGCUUCAGUGUGAAGAUUAUUAGAAGGACGUUCAGUGUUAGUGUGAUUGAUGUUGAUACAGAUGAGAUGAAUUCAGUGUCAGUGAUGGAUGGAGAUUCUGUUACUUUACUCACCGAUGUUCCUGAUAUUAAGAAAUAUGAUGUGAUACGGUGGAGGUUUCAACAUGAAAACUCUCCUCUAGCUGAACUCAACAGAAAAACAGCUUUCUUCUCUACAUAUGAUGAUGUUCAUGAUGAGAGAUUUAAAGGUGACAUAGAAUGGUUGAGCGGGACUACCAUUAUUCAACAAAGACAAGGUAAAAAUGGUUUUUCAUUCUAUGUCCCCUUUAAAGGAAGACUGCAGCUGAAUGUUCAGACUGGAUCUCUUGACAUCAGAAACAUCAGAAUCGAACACUCUGGACAUUUUGAAGUAGAUCUCAGCAGCAGCAGCAGCAGCAGUUAUACCAUAAAUCAGUCAUUUACUGUUACUGUCAGUGGUAAAGUGAUGACAGUGUCAGUAAUAAAGGGAGAAUCGGUCACUUUAAAGACUAAUACUGAAAUACAGACCUAUGGCAUACAGUGGAUGUUUGCACCUGAUUAUGACGACUCUCGGAUAGCUGAAAUAUAUAAACCAGACUAUAUGUUUGCUUUAUAUGAUGGUCCUGAUGGGAGAUUCAGAGACAGACUGAUACUGAAUGAUCAGACUGGAGAUCUCACUAUCAUAAACAUCACAACUGAACAUGCUGGAGAUUAUGAACUGAAGAUGAGCAACAGGAGACAAUCCAUUCAGAGGAGAUUCAGUGUUCAUGUCAGUGACGGUCUGUCUUCAUAUGGUAUAGCUGGAUUAUGUGUUGGUGUCCUGGUUAUUGUUGCUCUAACAGCUGCUGGUGGGUUUUACUAUCACUACAGGUUCCCUAAAGCAACAAUAUUAAACGUGAGGAAAGGACAUUCUGUCCGUCUUGAGACUGAUGUUGAGAACAUAAAGACAGAUGAUCUGAUCGAGUGGAGGUUUAAACCUGGUGCCUUUCAAAAGACCUUCAUAGCUAAAAUCCAGAAUAACGAGAUAACCGGAGGUGAUGAAAGAUUCAGCAGGAAUGUGCAACUAAACAGUCAGAAUGGAUCUCUUUUCAUCACAGACUUCACAACUGAUCGCUCUGGACUUUAUGAACUAAAACUCUCCAGUGGUGGAAUAACUUCAUACAAGAGAUUCAGACUCAUUGUCAAUAAUGAUUUCAACAUCAGAAAAUAUUUGGCAGAGCCAAACUGGCCUUGGAAAUGGAAACAGCCAGUAUCACAGUAUGAACUAUGAACAUCACAAACACACCAGCAUCUUGUAGCUUACAUGAGCUUUGAAAAAUGUAUACCUACUCAUAAACUUACUUAUAUAUUGAAAUUGAAAAAACACAGUAAAGCAGUCUGAAAUCCACCUGUAUGUGCUAUUGAGUAUAUUAUAGUCUGUAGUUCUUUACUUUGGCAACAUUUAGAUUUCUUUUAAACUUAUGUAACAUUUUGCAUAUCUUUGUGCUUCAUCCCCGAUGUUAAUUUUAGAUUUCCAAUCUGUUUCUAGAUAUAGACAAUAUGUACUGCAUGUAAUAUUUACUGUUUCAAACUCAUUUUUUCAAAGUAUAUUUGAAUAUUAGAUUAAUAUCUGAUGAAAUGUAUGGAUAAUUUAAGUAGAUGUGUGUGCCAUAGCAGUUAAUUUAAUUUAGUCUGAAUGAUAACUCUAAACAUAACAACAGACUUACAAGUGAUGUUCGUGUUUCAAAAACAAAGAAUUUUGGCACCUUUGUGUUUUCAUUUGGGACACAACAUAAACUAAAAUAUUCCCAAAUAUGUCUUUUGGGAUCAAAUAAAUAUAUAUUUUUAUGUGUACUGUAUGUGCUAUAGGUUAUCAUAAACUGAUUAAGUGAAUAAAAUA